AUGUCCGCAACGCUAGAAACGGCAGAGUCCAGCGACUAUGGCUCCGAUCUGGAUGCGGACACGUGGGACGACCUCUUCUCCCAAUCCCCCACCGUCCUGCCGAGCUUAGAAGAGCCCGUCCUGCCUCGCGAUGAUGCCGAACACGUGCCGACUCGCUCCUUGCGGCUUGCACGCAUUCGGGAGAAUAUUGACCGGGCCAUCACGGGGCUUGACGAUACUUCGAGGGAAUUGGAGAGGGACGGCGGAUGGAGAGCUGCGAGGACGCAGCAGCAGCAGGUGGAAGUCGAAUGCGACGAGGGGAACCGGGGUUCCUUUUCAGGUGAGUACAUGUACUGUGUGAGGCUCUGCUGUGGGGGAUGUGCUGGAGGGCUUUUGGGGAGGCUGACGCGCUGAUAAGAAGCGAUUGGUAGGGAUAAGACCUCCUCCUGAGAAGGAGAAGAGCGAACGACCACCGUCUGUUCCCGAGCAGCCAUCACCACCACGACGAUCCGCGGAGCCGGAAUCGAUGACCACGAGCGACACCCGAUCGCCGUUGGAGCGCUUUCGCACGAAGCCGAAGAAACCACUCUCCGUGACGGAUAUCGUCUCGCCCGCGUGGUGCGAGUUGCAGUACUGGUAUUCCCUCACCCGCUAUGGCCGGGUCAAGAAGACACCGGCCAUGAAGGCGGGAUCGAAGAUCCACAAGGAGAAAGAGCGGGAAGUGCACGUCGAGGUACCCGUGGAAAUCACGACCAAGGAGGAUCGGCUUGGUCUGAGGUUGUGGAACAUCAUCGGAGGCCUGCGAACGCUGCGAGCUACGGGUUUGACGAGAGAGCUGGAGGUCAUUGGGUUGGUGGAUGGGCAGGUCAUGGUUGGGGUUAUCGAUGAGAUCUCGUACACGUGUCCGGACGAAGCGCUGGAGGAGAAGAUCUUGGAGGCGGCAGAUUUGGGUAGGGGCGGGAAGAGGAAGAAGAAGGAUGCUAUCCCCGCGGACCAAACGACGAUGUCGGAUUUCUUUGGAGGAGAUGCGCAGAGCAAGACGUUGGACGUCGAACACGGCCGAUUGCGAAGCCGCCGACCUGCCAACAUCUACCUCACGGAUAUCAAAACCCGCGGAUCCAAAUCCAUGCCGAAGCUGGAAGGGCAGAUGCGAGCUACGAGGAUGCAGCUGAUGCUCUACCGUCGUCUGCUCAACGAUCUAGCCGCCAACAACGUCGACGCAGAACCUGUCUUUGAGCGCUACAACGUCGAUCCCCAUGGACGAUUCAGCGACUCCUUCAUCGCACAGCUCGCGGAUCUCAACACGCCCGCGAGCACUCAACCCCCACAACACGAAGAAGAUGACGAAAAUGACGAGCCCCUCUGCGCCAACCCACAACCCGAACAAGACGCUCUCGACGAAGUCCUCCAACACCAGACGUGCAGCUCCCUCUGGGCCCUCAUGAUCUCCGAAUUCAGCAAGACCAUCUCCGUCAACGCAAUCUCCUCCAGCAUCUCGCCGCUCCUCACGGCGGAAUUCCGAAAAUCAGAUACCGGGGUCCUGAUCGGGAGGCAGAGUUUCGCGUACGACGCGGAGGUGUUGGAGGGUUAUGUCCAGGAAGAGAUGCGGUGGUGGAAGGGCGAGAGGCAAGCGAAGGGGGUGGAUGUGGAAGAGAGCUAUAAGUGUAAGAUGUGUGAGUUUGCGGAGAAGUGUGAAUGGCGGAUUGAGAAGGAUCGGGAGGCUGGGCGGAAGGCGAGGGUGAGGAGGGCUGCUGCUGAUUCGGAGAAGACGACCUGA
This is a messenger RNA of Lecanosticta acicola, 1756 nucleotides long. Lineage: Eukaryota; Fungi; Ascomycota; Dothideomycetes; Mycosphaerellales; Mycosphaerellaceae. The record is from the annotation of a GenBank genome assembly.